Messenger RNA from Epinephelus moara (kelp grouper), 3112 nucleotides. RefSeq lists its product as uncharacterized. Lineage: Eukaryota; Metazoa; Chordata; Actinopteri; Perciformes; Serranidae. The coding region runs from base 1467 to 2420 and encodes 317 amino acids. The transcript is spliced from 2 exons. The record is from RefSeq and is a predicted model, not a curated record.
GGCUCACUAACACAGAUUUAGACAGAUUUAUGAACAAUAUUUGUGAGAAAUGGUCUUUUGUGUGUAUAGAAAAUGUUUUAGAUCUUUGAGUUCAGCUCAUUAAAAAUGGGAGCAAAAACAAAAGUGUUGUGUUUAUAUUUUUGUUCAGUGUAAGUAACAUAACGCUGUAUAUAUUGUUCAUUGUUCAGUAUGAAUAGAAGCACUAGCAUCCCCACACCUGUUUCCUGUCUGCAGCAGCUGUUUCCUGUUUGCAGCAGCUGUUUCCUGUCUGCAGUAGCUGUUUCCUGUCUGCUGCAGCAGUUUCCUGUCUGCAGCUGUUUCCUGUCUGCAGCAGCUGUUUCCUGUAUGCAGCAGCUGUUUCCUGUCUGUAGCAGCUGUUUCCUGUCUGCAGCAGCUGUUUCCGGUCUGUAGCAGCUGUUUCCUGUCUGCAGCUGUUUCCUGUCUGCAGCAGCUGUUUCCUGUCUGCAGCAGCUGUUUCCUGUCUGCUGCAGCACUUCCCUGUCUGCAGCUGUUUCCUGUCUGCUGCAGCUGUUUCCUGUCUGCUGCAGCACUUCCCUGUCUGCAGCAGUUUCCUGUCUGCAGCUGUUUCCUGUCUGCAGCACUUCCCUGUCUGCAGCACUUCCCUGUCUGCAGCUGUUUCCUGUCUGCUGCAGACAGACGAUGGCAGCAGAGACAGAAAGGCAGAAGCAGCUGGUUGGUUCAGUUCAGUGUUGUCCAUCAGGGGCUGGUUCAUCUGGGUCUGCUGACAUUGAUUGAUUGAUUGAUUGAUUGAUUGAUUGAUUGACAGUGGAGUUAAGUGUCACCUUGUGUUUUAAGUGCUGAGACGUCAUUAAAAUGUUCAGGACCCAGUGAGUCAGAGUGGGUUGUUGUUUGAGGAUGAUCUUUGGACAGUAGAUAUGGAGGCCUAUCAGCUGCAGCGGCUCAAGGUCGUGACGUGGUUGUUUAGAUGACCCUGAGACACACAGUGAGAAGGUCAGUGUGACAAAGGUCAACACUCAGAGCAGGUUACAACACACACACGAUAAGACAGGAUGUUUCCUCAUCACCAGGAACACAAAGCAACUACAGAGGAGCCGUGACUCAUCCUGUCACUCAGUCCUUUUACUCAUCCUGUCACUCAGUCCUUUUGCUCAUCCUGUCACUCAGUCCUUUUACUCAUCCUGUCACUCAGUCCUUUUGUACAUCCUGUCACUCAGUCAUUUUACUCAUUCUGUCACUCAGUCCUUUUGCUCAUUCUGUCACUCCGUCCUUUUACUCAUCCUGUCACUGUCAUUUUACUCAUCCUGUCACUAUGUCAUUUUGCUCACCCUGUCACUCAGUCCUUUUGCUCAUCCUGUCACUCAGUCCUUUUGCACAUCCUGUCACUAUGUCAUUUUGCUCAUCCUGUCACUCAGUCCUUUUGCUCAUCCUGUCACUAUGUCAUUUUGCUCAUCCUGUCACUAUGUCAUUUUGCUCAUCCUGUCACUAUGUCAUUUUACUCAUCCUGUCACUCAGUCCUUUUGCUCAUCCUGUCACUCAGUUCUUUUGCACAUCCUGUCACUGUCAUUUUACUCAUGCUUUCCCUCAGUCCUUUUGCUCAUCCUGUCACAAUGUCAUUUUACUUAUCCUGUCACUCAGUCAUUUUGCACAUCCUGUCACUCAGUCCUUUUGCUCAUCCUGUCACUCAGUCAUUUUACUCAUCCUUUCACACAGUCCUUUUACUCAUCCUGACACUCAGUCCUUUCGCACAUCCUGUCACUGUCAUUUUGCUCAUCCUGUCACUCAGUCCUUUUACUCAUCCUGUCACUCAGUCCUUUUGCUCAUCCUGUCACUCAGUCAUUUUACUUAUCCUUUCACACAGUCCUUUUACUCAUCCUGACACUCAGUCCUUUUACUCAUCCUGUCACUCAGUCAUUUUACUCAUCCUGUCACUCAGUCUUUUUACUCAUCCUGUCACUCAGUCCUUUUGCUCAUCCUGUCACUCAGUCCUUUUGCACAUCCUGUCACUAUGUCAUUUUACUCAUCCUGUCACUCAGUCCUUUUACUCAUCCUGUUACUCAGUCCUUUUGCUCAUUCUGUCACUCAGUCCUUUUGCUCAUCCUGUCACUCAGUCAUUUUGCACAUCCUGUCACUGUCAUUUUGCUCAUCCUGUCACUAUGUCCUUUUGCUCAUCCUGUCACUCAGUCCUUUUGCACAUCCUGUCACUCAGUCAUUUUACUCAUCCUGUCACUAUGUCAUUUUACUCAUCCUGUCACUCAGUCCUUUUACUCAUCCUGUCGCUGUCAUUUUGCACAUCCUGUCACUAUGUCAUUUUACUCAUCCUGUCACUCAGUCAUUUUGCUCAUCCUGUCACUAUGUCAUUUUGCUCAUCCUGUCACUCAGUCAUUUUACUCAUCCUGACACUCAGUCCUUUCGCACAUCCUGUCACUCAUUCCUUUUGACUGAUGAAUGAAUGAAUGAAUGAAAGAGGAGACAUGAGUCUUCCCCUUGAUGAAGGACACGUCCUGAGAGAACAAACACCUGAUGACAUCAGCAGCAGCCGGUGUGAUGGCGUCUGAUGCUGCUGCAGCUCUGUGGAAUUUGUCUGUGAUGAUCCGCUCUGAUUUAUGUCCAGGGAAAACCACAACAACAGUCAAAAGUCUUUUCAGAGCCAGAGACACUUUUCUUACGGCCAACAAACCGCUGUCUCUGCUCCGAUGAUGAUGUGUAAUAUGUGAUAUAUGUGGGUGGAACAGAUUGUUAGAUAAAUGAUAGUGUGAGGUCAAACAGUAUCUUUCAUACAGACACUCCUCCAGAGAGACAUCCAAACAGUAUCUUUCAUACAGACACUCCUCCAGAGAGACAUCCAAACAGGCUCUAAUCACCUUCUCCUUACACAACAGCCUCUGAAUACACUGGGCCUCAACCUCCACCACUUCAUUCACUAAAGGACACGCCAUGUUUCUACUUCCUGCUACACGCUCAGCCUCAGGCUGAGAUGAAGCAAACCUGCGACUCAGCAGAGGCGUUAGGUUUUUGGGUCCACCUGUCCAUCUGACCCCCUGUCCAUCUGUCCACCUGUCCACCUGUCCAUCUGUCCCAUUCUCCCAUGUUGAGGGCGUGUCCUAGAUGCUGCAGAAAACAAGUGCUGACC